AGUUGGCUGGCUCUCAAGGCAGAGUCUCUCCUCAAAGGCUGUUUCACAGUGAAAAUAUGCUCAGUGCUGCUGAGUGCAUGAAUGAAUAAGCCUCUGGUACCUUCUAGUCUGGCAAAAUGCAGCACAAAACUCAACUUGCUCUGCCCUUUCUCCUGUCCCAGGUUCUGCUGCUUGUGUGUGCAGAUUUAGAAUGUGUCCCUGGAUUCCAGCAAAAGGCUUUUUAUAUCGAAGAACCAUUUCAAUUCACAGAGGACCAACCAGUUCUGAAAUUGAAAUUUGAUGACUGCAAGGGGAAUAAUAAAUUGACCUUUGAAGUUUCUAACCCAGAUUUUAAGGUGGAACGCGAUGGAACUUUAGUUGCACUAAAGAAUAUGUCAGAAGCUGGCAGAACCUUUUUUGUCCACGCACAGUCUGAACAUGCUGAGGAUCUGGCAGAAAUUUUGAUUGUUGAAGAAAAGGAAAAACACAGUGCAUUAAAGGACAUUCUUAAGGUAGAAAACAACCUUGGAUUUCUAAGACAAAAACGGGCUAUUUUGUCAUCUCCGGUAUUAGUUCCUGAAAAUCAAAGAGGACCGUUCCCCAGAUAUAUUGGCAAGGUCGUCAGUAGAUCAGUGGGAGAGGGAGUAAGGUUUCGGCUCUCUGGUAAGGGAGCAGAUGAAGACCCAAAAGGAAUUUUUAAAAUCAAUGAGAUCACUGGGGAUAUCUCUGUGACCCAAGUCCUUGAUAGAGAAGCAGCUGCCAGUUAUGAGCUUGAAGUUGAGAUCACUGAUGUAAAUGGGAAAAUCAUUGAUGGUCCAGUCCGCCUAGAAGUUUUAGUUAUUGAUCAAAAUGAUAACAAGCCAUUGUUUAAAGAUGGACCCUACGUUGGCCAUGUCAUGGAGGGAUCCCCCACAGGAACGACUGUGAUGCGUAUAACAGCAGUUGAUGGUGAUGAUGCUAACACAGACAAUGCUCUUAUCCGGUAUGACAUCCUCAAACAGACACCUGACAAACCGUCUCCAAAUAUGUUCUUUAUUGACCCAGAAAAGGGAGAUAUUGUUACAGUGGUAUCAUCUGCACUGUUGGAUCGUGAGACAAUGGAAACUCCACAAUAUGAACUAGUUAUUGAAGCUAAGGAUUUGGGUGGCCAUGAUGUGGGACUGUCUGGUACAGCAACUGCCACUAUUGUUAUUGAUGAUAAAAAUGAUCAUGCACCAGAAUUUACCAAGAAGGAGUUUCUUGCUACAGUAAAGGAGGGAAUCACAGGUGUAAUAGUAAACUUAACCAUUCGUGACCAAGAUGACCCAGCAACUGGAGCAUGGAGAGCUCUCUACACCAUUAUUAAUGGAAAUGCAGGACAGAGUUUUGAAAUCCGUACCAAUCCCCAGAAUAACGAGGGAAUGCUUUCAGUUGUCAAACCUUUAGACUACGAGAUUUCGGCAUUUCACAGGCUGAUGAUCAAAGUGGAAAAUGAAGACCCACUGGUUCCAGACAUAGUAUAUGGCCCCAGUUCCACAGCAACAGUUCAGAUCACUGUUGAAGAUGUGAAUGAAGGCCCAAUUUUCCACCCGAACCCGAUGAGAGUGACAAAACUAGAAAAUAUCCCUAUUGGCAGCAAGGUGUUAACGGUAAAUGCCACUGAUCCAGACACUUUGCAACAUCAGACUAUCAGGUAUUCGAUUUACAAGGAUCCAGCAGGCUGGCUAGAAAUCAGCCCUACCAAUGGUACCAUUAUUACCACUGCUCCUCUGGAUCGGGAAUCUGUCUAUGUUCAAAAUGACACAUACACGGCUCUCUUUCUGGCAAUUGACAAUGGUCACCCUCCCGCUACAGGUACAGGAACUUUAUACAUUACCUUGGGGGAUGUCAAUGACAAUGUCCCAUCCCUUUACCCAACACUGGCAAAAGUUUGUGAUGAUGGGAAAGAUCUCAGGAUAGUGGUACUCGGAGCAACAGACAAAGACCUUCCUCCCAACACAGAUCCAUUCACGUUUGAACUGAGUAAGCAAACUGGCCCAGAAAAAAUGUGGAGACUCGCCACGCUUAACGAUACUCAUGCCCAGAUCAUCCUUCUUCAAAAUCUGCAAAAGGCCAAUUACAACAUCCCAAUCUCGGUGACAGAUUCUGGGAAUCCUCCUCUGACUAACAACACAGAAUUGAAACUGCAAGUGUGUGCCUGCAGGAAAUCCAAAAUGGAUUGCAGUGCAACCGAUGCCCUUCAUAUCAGCAUGACCCUUAUCUUCCUUUCGCUCUUUAGCUUGCUUUGCGACUGUCAACCACUGAUAAGAAACUACCCUUAGUGAAGCUGGCCAAUGGACUGCAAACUUGUAAGUUGACUUUGAGCUUAAAUAAGUAAAGAAUUCCAUUAUUAUGAGCAAAAAGUAACGUAAAAGACUGGGGGAAAUACUGCUGUAAAGAAAUUAAAUAAGCUGGAGGUCUCUACACUGAAAUUAAUUUGUUAAACUGAUGGUGAAAGGCCUCAGGUGUGUUGAAAAGCAGAGACUCACACAGAUGUCUGUACUGUGAUUGCAGAGAAGAAGCCUUAGAGAUACCCUUUAAUUUAACUUCUUGUUAAUUUCCACUAACUUUCCCUGAUUUAUGCCUGCUGUCCCCCACCAGAAUGUUUCUCUGAUUUGAGGAAUGCAGCUGCAGGGUCAAUGACAAAAAGGUACUGGGUUUUUUUCCUUGAAAAUGAAGUAUUUGUUAAUAAACCAAUACAAAAAUUAAAAUCCUAUUAAACUGUUGGAUUUGAAUGUACCUGAACAUUGACAGAGUUAAAACUGCAGUGUUACCUUUCACCUAGUUCAGUUUUCAAAGCCACAGAAGCACAUGUAUCUCCUAUAUAACCUGUGUUAUUCGUGCAGGGACAUUGAAUGUCUGAAGACUGAAGCAAUGCAUUCUUGAAUGGCAUAAGACUAAGGCAAAUCAUAGAAGGUUUCAGAUGGAAAAGACCUUUAAGGUCAUUGCUCUUUCCAUUACAAUGGCAGGUUUGUUACCUGCACAUUCAGUUUUCAGCCUUUAUGGUGAGUUACUUGCAUUAAUUUUAGACAAUUGAGUAGGUGGUGGUAUUUUUUCAGGGCUGAACUACUGUUUAGUUUUUGCAGAAGGAAUUUUGGUUUUCCCAAGAAAAAGAGAAAAAAAUUCAUCCUUGUCCCUUUUAGCUCCAAGGAGGAAGCUGCAAUUUUUCUGCUUUUCAGAGAAGUUUAAUUUUCAAGAGUAGGAAAGUUUGCAAGAUAAAUUUUAGCAUUUCUGAGGAGUAAAAUAUCCCUAGAUUAGCUAUAAUUUCAAAAACUACCAAGAUGAGGAAGAGUUUUGCUGUGAAAGGGUUUUGGGGGUAGUGGUGUGGGUUGCACUACUCUAUUUUUAAGUUGCGUUCUUGCAUUAGUGCGCAUAUAAUGUUAAUCCUUAAAGCAGCACUUAAAUGAUGCUGUCCAAGAAAGACCUGACAUUUAGUGAAUUUCAGUGAUAUAGAUCUCACUUCCUAAAACCAAUAACAGCAGCAAUAAUCACUAUUACUUCAAUAAAUAUUAAUAUUUAUGUUACAGAUCCUUUUGUCCGUAUUAACAUUAUUAUUGUUACUGCUCAAUUAUCAGUGAAUCCAGAUGGUUUCUCAGUUGCAUGUAUGAAAAAAAUGCUACUGUUAUUUGUCUCCUUAAAGAUCUUGGUUGAUUAGACUGUAGUAAGGAAAGGAGAUUACCCCUGUAGUAAGGGGGUUAAGGGACUGCAUUCAAACUGAGACAGUCUUUGUCUGGAACUUGCUUUUAACACAGACCUCUGUGUCCGGGCUUCUAAUUUCUAUGCAGGUGUACUCAAUCCCGCAGCUUGUUGUGCAGUUGUCUUUGGGAGCCCAGCUAAAGUUAAUGGUGCUUGAAAUGCCACAGAAGUCCAUAUGUAUGGAUGUAAUUGGAGACAGAAUGUUUAUAUACCUAGUCAUGUAGACUUGACAAAUAGAAAUACCCUCAAAUCGUACAUCAGCAUAUUUAAAAGGUACUUAAUGACAUUACAUUUUAUGGAGUCAAUUAGGUGGGAAAUGGCAUUUUACACACAUUUUAAACCAUCCAAACAUGUUCCAGAAGUAUAGAUGUGAAAAAAUACAAUACUUUAAAAGAUGCAUUCAGGAUGCAAUAGAGAAAAAUGUUACUAGCAAAUAUAGCUCCCUCCUUAAGAGCUCUAAUACUGUUCCUGAUGGUCAUUCUGUAGACAUGAAAUGAGCAUUUAAUGAAAUUGGUUUGAUAGACCAUUCAGUGUUGUGAAUUCAAAUGAACAUUUUAUGCUUUUUCUUCACAGUAACUGUUGGUAUAUAAUAUUUUGUAUUUCUUUUCUGAACAGCCUCUUAAAGUCAUAUAAAUAUAUAACUUCAGAUAGUUAUCAUCUAAAUUGUUCUGUAAUGGACUCUGACUAAAAACUAGAACUGAAUAAAUGGCCAGUUCAAAUA
Molecule: messenger RNA, 4414 nt
Organism: Pezoporus flaviventris
Lineage: Eukaryota; Metazoa; Chordata; Aves; Psittaciformes; Psittacidae
Gene: CDH13
Product: cadherin 13
Exons: 14
Coding region: 117-2279 (720 amino acids)
Biological process (GO): cell morphogenesis; sprouting angiogenesis; adherens junction organization
Cellular component (GO): catenin complex; plasma membrane; adherens junction
Molecular function (GO): cadherin binding; calcium ion binding
Source: RefSeq, a predicted model, not a curated record